GUCACAUCUGUGUCUGUGGGCGGGCUGUCAGAAACAUGGCGGCAAAUUUGUCUCACUUGUCUUCUCACCUAAGUCCCAAGGACCGGGCUAAGUAAUAUCCCGAUAUACUGCCCGAGAGUGGAGGUCAGUUGUUUAGCAGCCCGUGUUACACAGACAAACUGACCUGUGGAAUCAGAGGAAAAGCAAGCGGCUAAUCAUGUCGGAGAUGACGGCGGCUGGACACGACCGCAAUGAAGGUCAAGUCAAAGAACACAAGCAGCUGCAAAAGCUGUUUCACUGCUCACAGUGUGAAAGGAGUUUUAAGCAACAGAGAACUCUCAAGCGACACAAGUGCAUUCACACAGGAGAGAAGCCACAUCACUGCUCACAGUGCGGAAAUAGUUUUAAACAUCUGAGUACUCUCAAGAAUCACCAGCGCAUCCACACCGGAGAGAAGCCUUAUCACUGCUCGCACUGCGGGAGGAGUUUUAAGCAUCUGAAUUCUCUCAAACAGCACAAGCGCAUUCACACUGGAGAGAAGCCAUACCACUGCUCACAGUGCGGGAGGAGUUUUAAGCAACAGAGUAAUCUCAAACAACACCAGCGUAUUCACACAGGAGAGAAGCCCUAUCACUGCUCAAAGUGCGGGAAGAGCUUUUCUCAGCUGGGUAAUUUACGAAGCCACCAGCUCAUUCACACAGGACAAAAGCCUUAUUGCUGUUCACAGUGUGGGAAGAGCUUUGCUAAUCCGAAUAAUUUCCAAGUACAUAAGCGCGUUCACACGGGAGAGAAGCCGUAUCACUGCUCAAAGUGCGGGAAGAGUUUUGCCCACCUGGGAACUUUACAAAGCCACCAGCUCAUUCACACAGGGCAAAAGCCAUAUUACUGUUCACAGUGUGGGAAGUCUUUUAUCCAAUCAACCACUCUCCGAAGACACCAUCGCAUUCACACGGGGGAGAAGCAUGGACAAAACACCUAGGAAAGACAAAGUCAUCAGCUUCUGUAGUAUGAAUUUCCUCUGGAUCCACUGUGACCCUGAUCAGGUACUAAAAAAUUAAUGGCUAUAAUAUAAUUAUGGUCCACAUGGACUGGGCCAAGCAGAAAUGUGGGCUUCAUUUAUCACAAUUGCAAUGAACAAAACAUAAAACAAUAAAUGUCUGUGCAUUUUCAGGUUUCAGAAUGAUAAGUGCUGCAGAGUUCAACCAAUAUUGUUAUUGUAGCAUGGGCAAUGGGCCUUAUUUAUCCGUUUUUCUUUGUAAAGUUACGGAUAAGCCAAAUUACUUCAGUUUGUUGUUUCCACAAGUUGCACGAACACUAAUUGUUUUCACACUCACGUGCAUAUCUUGAUCAUCUUGAUCAAGGAUGAGUGAAAAUGGAAGGUUCAUGUCAGUAAUAAAAUGUAAUGAGUUUAAAACCGUGGAAUACGGACACAAUGCUGAGUUUAAGAUGUUAACCUGAUGAAGUCUAAUUGCAGUACUGUGAAAUACUUUUAAUGCAUAAAGUAGAACCUGUGUCAGAAAGUCCAGCUGUUCUACGGGGAUGCUUGUGUAUUUAGGCCACUUAUUUAAAAAAAAAAUUGUGUAAUCAUAAAUAUGAUGUCUAAAGAAAUACUGAGUUAAACUUGGUGGAUCAUCUUGGUUACCAGAGAAUUUGAAACAGUUGAUAUUUGAAGUUAGAUGAUUUCAGAUGCCUUUAUAUUAGCAAAAUCAAGCAACCAGGGGUUGACCAUUUCUUAUAGGUACUCCAUAUGAUUCUCAACAUUAGCUCUAUGUUACAAAACAGUUUCCCAACCCUGUUCCUAGAGAAUAGCCUGUCCUUCACAGUAUUAAAGUGAAUCAACAAAUUGGGUGAUUAACAGCCACUCUCUAAUUAGAAGUGAGUGUAAGAGCAGAAGAAAACACAGUGCAGUACAGAUGGAUCUCCAUGACCAGGGUGGGGAAACCUAUGAAUGUAUGAUCUCUGAAUUUGUCUACUUAUCUCUAGCACUCAAAACACGUGCUAUAUACAUAUGACAAUAGAUGUAAUGAUACAAUACAUUUUAUUUGCAUAUAUUAAUGUAAUAUUAAUAUUAUAUAUUCCCUGCACCCUUCUCCACCACAUAGUCAAAUCUGACAUCUGUAUGUUGACAAACAUUCAAGAACAAACUGCUGUGAUCCAAUUUAGAUAUUAGGCAUUAAAAGGAAUGGCUAAAUGUUAAUUUAUUAAUUAAUCCAUUCACUGACACAUUGUUUAGUAUGAUCAUUUUAGUAUUCUCAGCUUUAAGGAUUUAGUUCUUGCAUAUGAAAUAUGCAUGCAUACAGUCGAUAUGAAAUAAAACAUUUGAUAUGUCA
Molecule: messenger RNA, 2309 nt
Organism: Hemibagrus wyckioides
Lineage: Eukaryota; Metazoa; Chordata; Actinopteri; Siluriformes; Bagridae
Product: zinc finger protein 239-like
Exons: 2
Coding region: 197-958 (253 amino acids)
Biological process (GO): regulation of transcription by RNA polymerase II
Molecular function (GO): RNA polymerase II cis-regulatory region sequence-specific DNA binding; DNA-binding transcription factor activity
Source: RefSeq, a predicted model, not a curated record